Molecule: messenger RNA, 4754 nt
Organism: Megalopta genalis
Lineage: Eukaryota; Metazoa; Arthropoda; Insecta; Hymenoptera; Halictidae
Product: protein fem-1 homolog CG6966
Biological process (GO): ubiquitin-dependent protein catabolic process
Cellular component (GO): ubiquitin ligase complex
Molecular function (GO): protein binding
Source: RefSeq, a predicted model, not a curated record
CGAGGACAAUAAACCUUGGACACUGUUUAAAAGACGAUUACCUGCCAUAACAGACACCAGUGCAGUCCAGGGAAAAUCCCGUGGAGUACAGCGCGAGGGUUUCAGCGGUGCGAGCAAUUAUAGCCGCGAUCGAGAUAGAGCGAGAUUAAAAGAGCGAUAAAUGAGAGCAGCGCAUGCGAGAGAGAGAGAGAGAGAGAAGGAUAGCGCGAACAGCUGACACUAACACGUUGCUCGAGCGUAGUGGCAGCGCAAGCUCAGUUGUUGAUGAGCCGCCGAGCCGAAAGUAUAAGUAUCGCCAUCUGAUGACCAGACGGGACGUGCGUUCGUAAAACGCAUCGAAACAGAACGCUCGAAGGAAAGAGAAUCGCUCCGUGAUUCUGUUGCAUACGGCCCCGCGCGCGCGUAACUAACUGUAAAACCGACUUCGAAGGGAAGUGAGAAACGUUCGCGGUAACGGUUCGCGCUUUCGGCCGUUUCUUAACCGUACGCCAGCGUCUAGACCGCUCCGGACGGAUCGUCGUCUCGUUGAAACAGUGAUAGAGAGAAGUUGCGGGUGGACGACGACGACGACGAGAAACGGCUAUCAGGCGCGUUCUUUUACCCUGUGCAUCUCGGACAAAUAGAGAUAGCUGUGAAUUCGUAAAAGCAACGGCACAUGAGUCCCAGAUAGUACCGUCGCGUCUUACGAGAUCGUGGCAUGAGAAAAUGGAUUAUAGAAACAGGGUGUACAACGCUGCGAGGGACGGCAAACUGAAACAUCUGAAGGUGUUCUUGAAUCAGCACGAGGAGGAUGAGAUAGAAAGUUUGGUUGGCGCCAAAACCCAUGGCGCGACACCAUUAGUAAUGGCUUGCCGGAACGGGCAUUACGACGUGGCCGAGUAUCUCAUUGAAAAAUGUGGAGCGAACAUCGAGCAGUCCGGGUCAGUGGUUUUCGACGGUGACACGAUAGGAGGCGCGAGUCCCCUAUGGUGUGCAGCGGCCACUGGCCAUUAUGCUCUGGUCAAGCUGCUGGUGAAGAAAGGUGCCCAGGUGAACACGUACACGGUGACACAAUCCACACCUCUGCGGGCAGCUUGUUUCGACGGCUAUUACGACAUCGUCAAACUUCUGGUAAAUUGUGGGGCGAACAUCGAGAUCGCGAAUCAUCAUGGUCAUACGUGCUUAAUGAUCGCCUGCUACAAAGGCCACGUUAGCAUCGUCAGAUAUCUGCUGGCCCUCAAAGCAGACGUGAAUCGGAAAUCCGCGAAGGGGAACACGGCGCUUCUCGACGGUGCCGAAAGCGGCUCGCUGGAGAUCGUGAAGAUGUUGAUCAAGCAUGGAGCUAAAAUAGAUGUGGACUGCUGCGGGACUACGCCGUUCCUCAUGGCAGCUGUAACAGGACAUAAACAUAUCGUCGAAUACUUUAUCAGCAUGUCGCAUUUGGUAAGCCGGAAGGAAUGCAUCGACGCGCUGGAGCUUCUGGGUGCUACCUACAUGGACAAAAACAGGGACAUGGUAGGCGCUAAGGAACUCUGGAAACGAGCGAUGGUCGAAAGAUAUUUGCCAGGUCUUCCGCCAAUACCGAAACCGACGCCGCAACCCCCAGUUGCAGCUUACAACUUCGUGCGAGAGAUCUGCGACUCCGCCGGGCUCGAGGAGCUAACCGAUCCGGAGGAAAUGUGGAUGCAGGCGCUCGUAAUCCGUGAACGAAUAUUAGGAUCGGCUCAUCCUGACACUCAUUAUUACAUUCGCUACAGAGGAGCGGUUUACGCCGACGGCGGGCAGUUUAACCGAUGCAUUGAGCUGUGGAAUCAUGCCUUAGACGUGCAGCAAAGCACAUUGGAGCCACUGAAUCCCAUGACCCAGACUUCGCUUAGCAAUUUCACCAAUCUUUUCUAUUCUAUGUUACGCCGACAAACAAGUACGGAGCGUAAGGACCUUGGAACAGAGAUUCUCAGAGUGUUUAAAAAAGCUGUCUUGGAAUUGGAGCUAGGAAUGAAAGUGUUGAACAAAGUUUGCGAAGACAACUUACAUUUUACGAAGCUUCUCAUGAUCGCUUUAAAUCUGGCAUGUUUAUUAACACGUGACCUUGCUGACGAGGGUUCAGACGAAUAUAUCGCUGUGCACAAAGCGCUCUACGAAUUGGUUCGAGUUGUUCCUAACGUGCUGCACGUAAUUUGUAGCGGCCAAGACACGUUCAUCGGCGAGUACGUGACUCCAGAUUUUCUGUCCUCGAAUUUAGCGUCGACUCUCAUAAAAGUCGGUGCCGACGUUAACGCAAGAGACGCCGAAGGGAAUACGCCGCUGCAUUUUGUCGCACGUACGCACUUCUCGAUAUGUCGAUGGGGACGACGUCUUGUUUUCACUCUCCUCGAAGCCGGUGCUCACAUCGACUGCGUUAACAACAACGGUGAAUCGUUCGAAACGUUGAUACGCGACAAACGCUUGUACCAUUCUGUGGAGCCCGUGAAGUACAUCACGCUCGCAUGCUUGGCGGCCAGAAUAGUUAGGAAAACGUAUAAGCUAGACCAAAUUCCGAAGCAUCUCCGAUCGUUCGUUCAAAUGCAUUAAUUACGUUAAUGUACGCGAAACAGAAUGUCACGCCGUUGUUUUUAAUAUGCCGCGAAAGAAUUGAAUUUGUUUACUAAAAACGAGAAGGAGUCGGCGAUGAAGUUUUGCAUCCUUUCGAAUAGUAAACUUACGCUAGAAAUACGUUUCUGAAUGGGAAGUAUGAAGUCUGCCCCCUCCCCGAGAGACCUGACAAUUACUGUUCAUGUGAUAAUACGAUUAAAAACAGUGCACUUAAUAUAGAACGUGGUCCUAGAGUGACGUCCCCUUCGAUAUUCGGAUUUCAAUUCUUGCGAAUCGUUGAUACACAUUAGUUGCAUAAGUCGUAUUUGCGAAAACUUCUAAAGAACGUGAUAAUCUUAUAUAAAAAGAAUUUCAGAUACUUGUUACAAACGACUUUUUUAAAAGUACAGAAAUAUUAUAUAAAAUAUUCUCGUGCAUUGAUACACGGUGAUAAAACGGUGAAGUAUAUUGAAAUCUCUGGAAGCAGAAAUUCUAGGAUAUUACCUACCGGCAUCGACUGUAAUAUCUUCGAAAUAUCGAUCAAUGUGAUUUUAUUAUCGUAUACUUGGCUGACAGCCAUCUCUCUUAUACGUAAAGCACAUACGAGUAUGGCGGAAUGUAUGUAAAAUCAGAGAAAGUUGUGUAAUUGUUGAACAAAAUGAUUUUAUUUUCAUUGUUGUAUAAAAGAAAUAAAACAGGAAUAAGAUCGCAUGAUAUACGAAUUUUUGUUCGUGUAGAACGAUUUAGCGAUUCGUGUGAAAAUAAUACAUACGAUUCCUCCCGUUGAGGACUGUCAAACACGCAUUAUGAUUACCAAAUUAUUUUUUUUCUUCAGGUUGUUUAUUAUUUUGACAAAUUCAAUAGUUCUAUGUGCAUAUUAUGAUUCAGAUGUGCAGUUCAUUUGUGAACUAUUCAGUGACAUCGAUCCCUAAGUUUAAUUUUAUUCGAAAUGUGAUAAACAUAUAUAUAUAAUUAUACAGAAUUAUACAUAUACAUAAGAAUCAUGAUAAGCAAAGUGUUUAAGUAAGGUGCUUUUUUUGAAAACAGUUACACACUUGCACUUGAGAAUAAAUAGCACGAUUAUAGGGAACAUCGUAAAUGAGGGGGGACGAGUAUAGAAUUUCAUUGAUAAUGUUUUGCUCAGUUUAGUAAUUUUAUACUCCGUAAAAGUGUUGCGUCUUAUAAUCGCACUAAUGUAUACAUGUAUUUACGUAUACACUACCAUAGUUUUUCAUGAGCGCUAGAAACCCUCCACAAAAAAAGUAUCUUACGUUUAAGCCACUCAGUUUAUUAACUGUUUUGUAAUGUAAAGACUGUGAAAAUACAGGUGUGAUUAAUAAUACACUGAUACGUUUAUUUAUUUUUAUUUACUAAUACAGCGUUAUUCUAGAAAAUAGCGUUAGUUUAUUUUUAAAAAUUAAAAGAAAACUUUAUUUCUUCUAAAAACAAUUAAAAAUUUUAUUUCUUUGAGUUACAUGUAGACAUUCGGUCGUUACAUAUCAGCCAUUGUUGACAUAUUAUCGAUACAGAAUAAUUAAAAAUUAUCGUUAUAAACCUGACUAAUUAGUACCACUACUUCGCCACUAGAUGAUAAUUAUGUUCCCUUCCUACUGAUUUCAUUAAAGAACAUAAUGUACAAUUAAAAUCAGUAUGAGACGCUUCAACGAAAAAUACUACAUUGAAACAUACAUUUGAUUUGCAUUUUAUAAUUAAUGUCUACUUCUUUUAAACGAAACUUUUGAAUAACACUUCAUUGCCAUCUGACGGUAUAAUAGUGAUACUAAUAAGUUAGCAGCGCCACUAGUCUACUUAUCUACAUACACAUACAUACAUAUAUACUCGCCAUUUUAUACCGCAAAAGUAGAUAUUAAUUAGAAAUGCCGCAAUUAACAAGUGUUACCGUAAAAUAUCAGGUUAUAAAGAAUCUGCAAAUAGAGUGACAUCACCGAAACAAUAUUUCAUUUUUAUUUAUAUGUUUUAUUGUAUAUUUCAGAGUGCUUUACAGACCAUUGAACAUCAUGACAUAAGAAUAAAUUUUUAUCUUAGCGAUAGUGAUAGUUGUAUUCUGAUAUAAUGUAAUUUAUGAGAAAUGAAUCUAUAUACCGCACUUAUUGUAUUUUCUAUAUAUCUAUAUACAGAAUGUAUGUACAACAAACAUGUUUCACAAUUGCAGAAAUUGCGUGAUAAUAAAUGUUUUCAAUAUU